Molecule: messenger RNA, 612 nt
Organism: Histoplasma mississippiense
Lineage: Eukaryota; Fungi; Ascomycota; Eurotiomycetes; Onygenales; Ajellomycetaceae
Exons: 2
Coding region: 1-612 (203 amino acids)
Source: RefSeq, a predicted model, not a curated record
AUGAAUCACCAACACAACAUAAUCAGUGACAUUUUGAUACCAAAAAAGAAAAGAAAAAAUAUCCUUAGCAAUACAAUCCCGAUCAUGUCCGGAAUUAGAGAUACGUGGAAUACAGGUCGCCGCACAGAGCAGCAAGAAUGGCAGAGCAACCCGCCGCGGUCUAGCGGAGACACAGAAGGUGGCAUGCAGGGCAUGCAGGGCAUGCAUGGCUCCCAAGGAAUUGGCCAGAGCGAAUUGGGCCCAUCUAAUAUCUACGGCACCCAGUCAACUCAGGGUUACGGUGCUGGUGAGGAGCAGCAGUAUGGCCAACACAAAAUGGGCCGCAGCAGCCAGCCGAUGUCCUCUGGAAUGGGACAAGGCCAGGAGGGAAUCCACAACUUGGGAGCACAGGGCAUGGGCAGUGAGCGUAUAGGGAACCAGGGAAUAGGAAGCGAGGGAAUGCGGUCCGAAAACUGGCAGGAUCAGCCUGGUGAAAGCCUGGGAAGAAAACGUGGCUCGCAGUCCUCAGAGGCUUCCGACAUAAGCUCAGCAUCCCAGGAGUCCCAUGACGAUAAGUCAGGUGGCAGUGGCCUUUUGCAAAAAGCCAAGGAUAAGUUGUCUGGGGUCCGCUAA